Molecule: messenger RNA, 2049 nt
Organism: Emiliania huxleyi CCMP1516
Lineage: Eukaryota; Haptophyta; Isochrysidales; Noelaerhabdaceae
Gene: SIR3
Product: ferredoxin-sulfite reductase
Exons: 8
Coding region: 1-2049 (682 amino acids)
Molecular function (GO): oxidoreductase activity; iron-sulfur cluster binding; heme binding
Source: RefSeq, a predicted model, not a curated record
AUGCUGCUGUUGCUGCUUCCGCCUCACCCCUCCCUCCUCCCGGGCGGGUCCGCGGUCUCCGCGCCGCGGCGCUUGAGGGCGAGGGCGGUGCGCAUGGAGCCUGACGACGGUGGCCAGGCUGUCUUCGACGACCUCGGCGAGAAGCAGGUAUACGGGCCGACCAAGCCCGCCCACGCGUGGCCAAAGCCGUGGACGAACCUCGAGACGCAGGAGCACGUGCAGGUGGUGAAGGCUGCGAGCGGACUGCUCCAGGAGCCGCUGCGGACCGACAUGGGGGACGACGAGAUCUUCGUCGGCAAGGACUCGAUCCACAUCCUCAAACACCACGGCUCGUACAUGCAGCAGGACCGCUCCCUCAAGGGCAAGGACAAGCAGCACUCGUACCAGUUCAUGCUGCGGCUCAAGAUGCCAUGCGGGGAGGCGCCUGCCAAACCUUGCCGCCGUCUUCAAAUCCUGCUCGCCGCCUUCCAGCUGCACGGUGUCCUCAAGGGCAACCUCAAGAGCGUGAUCGCCUCGAUUGCAAACAUCGGUUCAAACACGUAUGGCGGGUGCGGAGACAUCUCGCGCAAUGUGAUGACGCCUCCGGUGUCAUUCCCAAACAACCCGGCGUACGAGUACUGCGGCCAGUACGCGCGGGCCAUGGCCGAGCUCUUCAAGCCGAUGACGCAGGCCUUCUAUGAGAUCUGGCUCGACGGCCAGCCCGCCGACAAGACAGAGAGCAGCUCGGAGUCGACCUCGACGAGGUCGAACCUAGUGCGCACAGAGGACCGCGGCAACGGCAUCAUCACCGGGCACGCCGCACUCUUAGAUGCGGAAGUGGCACUCCCUGCCUUCCAAAGCAAGACGCUCAAGGGCUUCAACAUCGUCGUCGGCGGCGGCAUGGGCCGCACGCACAAGGCGGAGCAGACCUUUGCGCGCGCGGCGUCGCACCUCGGCUUUGCGCCCAAGGAGCACUUUUUCGAGGCGAUGAAGGCCAUCCUCGCGGUCCGCUCCAACGCGCGACUCAAGUACCUCGUCCACACGCUCGGCAUUGACGACUUCCGCACGCUGACCGAAAAGUACUACGGCCGCCGCUUCGAGCCGUGGGUGCCGCUGCCAGAGUGGAAGUACCUCGACUGGAUGGGCUGGCACGAACAGGCAAGGGGGGGGCCCGGGGCGAAAGGGGCGGCGGGAGCUCUAGGAGAGUGCCUGCUGGCUGGACCGCAGCGCGCUUCUCCCCCCUUUCACCCUCAGCCCCGUCCUCAGCGCCUAGACCGCACUCUAAGCCUCCACGCGCACGCGCACCCGCAGGGCGACGGCCGCUGGAUGCUCGGCGUCAACGUCGAGCAGGGCCGCUCGGUCGUGCUUCGCAACAUCGCCCACGCGGACCGCGAGAACCUCGAGAGCCUGCUCCGCUUCCACGGCGUCGAGACGGACGUCGCGCAAAUCGACCCGAUCACGCGCAAGUCGAUCGCCUGCCCUGCGUUUCCGCUCUGCGGCCUGGCCAUCACGGAGGCGGAGCGCGUGCAGCCGCAGAUCAACGCGCGGCUGUGGGCGCUGCUCUGCGAGAUGGGCCUCAGCAACACCGAUUUUGUCACCCGCACCACCGGCUGCCCCAACGGGUGCGCGCGGCCCUACAUGGCGGAGCUGGCCUUUGUUGGCUCCGGGCCAGACAUGUACCAAGUGUGGGUGGGAGGCCACCCGGCGCAGAGCGAGCGCACGGCCGUGGAGGUGCCCAGUCUCUUCAAGAUGAAGCUCGACGAUCUCGAGGCGACGAUGGAGCCGAUCUUCGCGAUGUACAAGACGCAGCGCCUCGCGGCGGACGAGGCGUUCGGCAACUUUUGCUACCGCGUCGGCGUGCCCGCCAUCGAGGAGUACAUCGCCAAGUACGAGCUUGGCAGCUGGAGGGCGAUGGGAGACCCGUUCGGGCCCGAGGCGGUGGCGACGGACGCGACGGUGGGCAUCACGAGCGACGUGCUCGCCAAGGUGGAGGAGGAGGCGAGCAAGCGCGGCUACGACGCGCCCACGCUCAUCGACGCGCUCCUGCGCGAGGCUCUAGCCAUCGAAUGA